This is a messenger RNA of Penicillium samsonianum, 2418 nucleotides long. RefSeq lists its product as uncharacterized. The record is from RefSeq and is a predicted model, not a curated record. Lineage: Eukaryota; Fungi; Ascomycota; Eurotiomycetes; Eurotiales; Aspergillaceae. The coding region runs from base 1 to 2418 and encodes 805 amino acids. The transcript has a single exon.
AUGCAAGCCGCCAGUGACCUCCCGGAAUGGGGGGAGAUCGAUCCCUCGAUACCAGGUUUCCCCGGACCAAAGGCAAUGGAGAAAGUGAGACGACGACUGCUGAAAUCAGAGAACGCAAGACGUCGACAACUCGAAGAAGUCUGGAACCGGCGAGCUAACGGGGAGAAGAUCCUGGUAGGGGUAGUGAUGCCCAAGCCAACCGAACAGCAUGGACGCCGAUUCGGUAGGAAGCGCUGCUAUGCAGUCAACCAGAUCAUGAAGUGGUACAGAGAGUACGAGAAACAUCGUCCAGCCUUAACACAGAGUGAUACGCGGCUCAUCGCCCAGUUUCCACUUGAGUUCCGCCAAUGGCCCACUAUGUUCUUCGAACGCUAUCCCGGAUUGAGGCCCACCCCGAACCCACAACAUUACUAUUACGGGUACCGACAAGGAUUUGGGUAUGGAUGGCAUUUGCGACCGGAGCGAUAUCAACAUCAAUCCUCCUUCCCGUACGAAUACUACGACGACUACUCAGGAUUCAUUCGAUGGUGGCCUACCCCAGAAACUCAUGGAAGGCGGGUGAAUUGGGUGGAAGCGUGCCAGGCAUAUCGACUCAACGGCGACGUGGUGACGGGGAUCCCAUUGACAGCUGCCGAGGUGAAUCCUAUCCCAUUUCAGAUAAUCAAAAGGAAAAGGGGUGAGAUCCUCGAGUAUUAUGAGAGCCAAUAUUCCGAGAAGAGGCAAGAACCAGAUCCUACCCCCGACGAGGGAGUAGUUCCGGGCUCAACAAACUCCUCUGAACCCCACGGACCGGGAAUCAUUUCAGCAGACCAGGAGUUGCUAGAUCAACUCAAGCAAGCCCAGGGGCUUAGGUUACCCCUAUCCCCAAUUGCCAACUCCUACAUUUCACACUCUUCUACUAUCACCCCGUCAACUAACAGCCUCUCAGGGGGUACUCCUCCUCGCUCGACACACUCAAGGCACCAAACAACUUCCCCUACACCCACAGUUACCACAGACCCCAUGCUCGGUCCUAGAAAGGGCACCUCGGUAGCCUCUUCUCCAAUCUUCGCUGAAUCACUUGACUGGAUCAUUAGGCACGACUUGGGAACGCGUCGAGUCUCACGGAAGGUAGCCCCAAUUGCAUGUAUCGAACCUACUCUUGAACGCUUUUGGGGAUUGAAGGAGAUGCGAGAUCGUCAAAUGAACUCCCAGCAAAUUCCAAGUGAAACACAAAUGAAUCCGUCUCCUGAACAGUUUCUCCCGCCUUACGAUGUUCAGCUUGGUCCAAGGAAUCGACCUCUCCCGUCCGCUCCAUCAAAUCCGCAGCUAGGCUUCCUAGCGCCACUCCCACAAGCGAUCACAUUCUCUCAAGAGCAGUUCACGCAGCUCAUGAUAUCGCAACAGCAGAAUCUACUUGAUAUACUUCAGAUGCAAGCAGGGAGGAUGAACCCGGGCCAAUUGCAGUACCAAGCUCAACCUGUGUUGUCCCAGUCGGUUCCCGCUCGAAAUCCCGAGACGGAGUCAAUGAUGGCGGAGUUGAAUUGGGCGAAAGCACGAAUUAAGGAACUGGAAGGAAGGAUCAAUGAUGGCUCCUCACAGCGAAGAGGACCUUCUAGAUCGGAAGCCGUGCCACACACCACCCCGGCCCAAGUACCACCGAAAACAUCUCAGGUGGGACCAACCCAGAAUGAGUCAAUCUCAAUCGAUUCCAGUCUAGUUCGGGAACACGCUCCCGGCUCGAGCCCACCAGCCACAGCAGCUCACAGUCAAGUUAAGCCGGUUCAGUCCACCACAAGUCAAGAUCCAGGGAAAUAUUCUCAUCCAAACCCUAGUCUCGUCACCCCAGUCGCUACCCCGAAGUCGAAGAAGCCACCGAACUACAACAUCCUACCUAAACUAUCGAAGCGCAGGGCCAAUCCCGCUCCCCCCACUUUGCCAGGACUCCAGUCCCAGUCCAGCCCGAGCAAAGUCCAGGAAAAGAGGCCACCUAGCCCGUUCGACCCCAAGAUACUUCCCCAUCCUAAGAUGGUGAAAUUUCAGCAUAAGGAUACUGCCAAACAGAGAUCAGCUGAACUCCCGAACAAUCCAAGUCCCGAACCGACGUCGGUACCCAAAUCUAAUCCGUCUCCCAUCAUCAGGGCAACUCCAGUUGACAAUGCCACCACAAAGGAUGGAGUUGACCCAAAAAAGCCCGUUAGUGCACUUCAGAAGAAAACCAACUGGUAUCGGGGACAUGCGAGUGAAAUGGAUAAGAUUAUAGAGAAUCAAGAUCUUCUUAUCCAUACCCAGUGGAAGGAAAGCAAGGCACUUCGGGCCAGAAUUAAGGAAGGAGAGUCCCUCCUAAAAGCCCGGCAAGCCACAGCGUGGUUCGUUGAAAGUUUGGGUCCCCUUCCUUCCCGCCCUCCACUCUCAACAUAUCUUGACGACAAGAAAUGA